Molecule: messenger RNA, 3242 nt
Organism: Peromyscus leucopus (white-footed mouse)
Lineage: Eukaryota; Metazoa; Chordata; Mammalia; Rodentia; Cricetidae
Product: zinc finger protein 58-like
Exons: 5
Coding region: 1187-2866 (559 amino acids)
Biological process (GO): regulation of DNA-templated transcription
Source: RefSeq, a predicted model, not a curated record
UUUUCUUUUUAACCUCUCCACAAUUCUGUAUGCCUGACUUGGUCUGCCUAUAGUUGGCUUUUCCAUUCAGCAAGAUUCAUCUCUUCUGCUCUCUCCCCGGAAAUCAUGCCCAUCCUUUCCUGCCUAGCUGCUUGCCAUUGAGGUCUUUAUUAAACUAAUGAGAAGGUGCCUUGGCAAAGACAGAUCUUCACAGUGUACAGAAAAGAUUAUCCCACACAGUAUUGCUUCAUCAUUUCAAAGUACAACUGAGUCAAUGUGAUUUUUAACGCUGUAGUAAGAUUAAAAUCAGAACAUAUAGACCAGACAUGGCCUGUAAGCCUACUGUUUCUGUCAAAGUCUUGACUCACAUUAACACAUCUUGAGUUGAUUAUCUGGAGAUGAGCACCAGACUGACUAACCAUGGUUGUUUGAAACCAAAACAAUAGCCAAAUUGUUGUUAAGAAACUACAUUGUUAUACAGUCUCCAUACCUUGCAAGAAUUUCUGUUUUCUAAGACCAAAGUAUGUUGCACAACAUGUUUCAACCUAUGCUGAACUUGUGACCCCAUGAUGUAUGCUCACCAUUUGCCUUACAAAAAUAACCUGUGAUAUGAUUGCGCUUUGGCCUUACGAAAAUGUUUUUCCGGAUACCUUGAUGAUUCCCCUUCCACAUGAUGUAUUAUUGAACUUCAGCUUUUUUAAAAAAUUUCAUCCUUUCUAACGGAUUGUUUCAACAUCUGUUUUCUAUAACCCUAACCCUUCCCCAUUAAGGGGCCUUAAAAGGCGUUGAGGGACUGCCCUCUGAAAUACCGACUUUGGGAGAGAAAACCAGCGGGCCAGUUCCUGGUGCUCCUGUAAAUCGAAGCUUGCUUUAAUCAGACAUUCGUGCCAUUGGUUUUUCUCAGGCCUAACCUCUGUCUAGGGCACUCUGCUUCUUCCUCUUAUACUGUACUGCAGGCAGCCAGACACCAAGCCAGGCAAAGUAAGUAUCAUCAUACAAGGAUUCCAGGAAUUCCUUUGCCCAGCCUUCUGGGAAAUGUAGUCCAUGCGACUGUGACAUCACAGGGAGCCGUCCAGGAAAUUCCUUUCUGGCGUUAAGUCCUCACGCGUGCAGCUUCCGUAAAGUUGGGCGACUGUCCUGCCCUGCUCUACAAUCCUGUUGCGUCUCUGACAUGGAGAUUUUGGAACAUGCUCUAUGAGCUAUAAAGAUGCUUUCAACACAGGAAAUGCUGUCCUUCUGGGAUGUGGCCAUUGAGUUCUCUGCAGAAGAGAGGGAAUGCCUAAAGCCUGCUCAGUGGAAUUUGUACAGGGAUAUAAUGUUGGAGAAUUACAGCAACCUUGAUUUCCUGGGUCUUGCUGUCUCUAAGCCACACCUGGUGACAUUUCUGGAACAAACACAAGGGCCUGGGGAUCUGAAGAGACAAGCAACAGACAGUGUGCACCCAGGAACAAUACCCAAUGAUUGUAACAAUUACAGCGAGGUCAUUGAUUGUAAAUCACUCCUUAUUCAACGCCAGAGAUUUCAUACAGGGAAGAAACUUUACAAGUGUGAAGAAUGUGGAAAGGCCCUUAGUUCUCAAAAAACCCUAUCAAUACACCAGAGACUUCAUACUGGAGCCAAACCCUACACAUGUAAAGGAUGUCAUAAGACCUUUAAUACUCGCUCAUCACUUUUUAUACAUCAGAAAACUCAUACUGAUGAGAAAUCCUACAACUGUGAAGAAUGUGGCAAAUCAUUUUACUAUCCUCCACUGCUGAAGCAACAUCAAAGAAUUCAUUCUGGAGAGAAGCCCUACAAGUGUGAAGAAUGUGGCAAAGCAUUUUAUUUUCCUUCAUACCUUAAGCAACAUCAACAAAUUCAUUGGGGAAACAAUCCCUACAAGUGUGAAGAAUGUGGAAAAAGGUUUUCUUGUUCUUUACGCCUUCAAGUCCAUCAAAUAAUCCAUACUGGAGAGAAAUUGUACAAGUGUGAAGAAUGUCACAAAGCCUUUCGUUAUCACUCUUCGUUUUGGAGACACAUGAGAGUUCAUAUUGCAGAGAAAUCCUACCAGUGUGAACUGAGUGGAAAAGGAUUUACUAAGCCUGCCUUCCUCAUUGGGAGCAGGGCAGCUCUUAUUACAAGGAAAGCCUACAAGUGUGAAGAGUGUGGCAAGUGUUUUUGCUCACCUUCAUCACUUAAACGACAUCAAACAAUCCAUUCUGAAGACAAUCCCUACAAGUGUGCAGAGUGUGGCAAAAGGUUUUCCUACUUUGCACACCUUCAAGAACAUCAGACGGUCCAUACUGGAGAGAAACCAUACAAGUGUGAAGAGUGUGGCAAAUGUUUUUCCUCAUCUUCAUCCCUUAGACGACAUCAAACAAGCCAUUCUGAAGACAGUCCCUACAAGUGUGCAGAGUGUGGUAAAUGGUUUUCCUGUUCUAGGAGUCUUCGGGAACAUCAAGCAAUUCAUACUGGAGAGAAACCAUACAAGUGUAAAGAAUGUCACAAAGCCUUUCGUAAAUACUCAGCCCUUUGGAAACACAAGAGUGUCCAUAAUGCAGAGAAAUCCUACCAGUGUAAAAAAUGUGGAAGAUGUUUUGCCUCAUCUUCAUCUCUUAGACGACAUAAAUCAAUUCACUCUGAAGACUAUCCCUACAAGUGUGAGGAAUGCGGCAGAUGUUUUUAUUCAUACUUGUUUUUUAGACGACAUCAAAUAAUCCAUUCUGAAGACAGUCCAUAUAAGUGUGUAGAAUGUGGCAAACGGUUUUCUUGUUCUAGAAGUCUUCGGGGACAUCAAGCAAUUCAUUCUGGAGAAAAACCAUACAAGUGUAAAGAAUGUCAUGAAGCAUUUCGUAAUAGCUCAUCCCUUUGGAGACACAAGAGAGUUCAUACUUCAGAUAAAUCCUAAUAGUGUGAAGAGUGUGGCAAAUGUUUUUCUUCAUCUUCAUGCCUUAGACAAUACCAAACUUUCCAUUCUUAAGACAGUCCAUCCAAGUGUGCAGACUGUAGAAAAGGUUUUCCUACUUUGUACACCUUCAGGUACAUCAGACAGCCCAUAUUGUAGAGAAACCAUCAAGUGUUAAGAGUUGACAAAUGUUUUUGCUUAUCUUCAUCCCUUAGGCAAUGAGAGAGAGAGAGAGAAUUCAUUCUGAGGAUAGUCCUUUAAAGUGAAGGGAAUGUGGCAAAGAUUGUUAAACACAUGAUAAUUCAUACUGGAGAGAAAUUCUACAAAUUUCUUAAAAAGUUCACACAUCUGCAGUCUUUAAAACACAUCAAAUUCAUUC